GCUUCUUUCAUCUGGGUCGUCGUUGUCUCAAACUCCGCCCUCACAAACUCGAAGAGCCACGGCACCGUUCAAAACUUGUUCGUCGAGCUCUGCUUCCUCUCUUGCUUCAUUCCUUCGCUGCCUUCUUCUUCCUUUUUUGUGCUCCCUUCCACACCAUCACAUUCGCACUCCACAUCACGUACGUCAGAAGAGAAGACCUCCUGCUUCUUCUUCCUCUGUGCAUCUGCUGUGCUCCCGCCCAUCACCCCCGGUCCUUCUCAAAUUGGCUACUCAAGCAGUCAGUCCAGUCGACGGGCCCUCAAUUCCCCCCGUAAAUAUUCUUUAUGAUCAUAUGUUAUUCGUGUCUAACUGUCUCCAUUCUUCUAACCAUUAAAUUUGUACCAUGUCGAUUUGCUGGAAUUGAACACCAAAAUACGAAAAGUCGUGUGCAUUUCUCGUUGCUGGAUAGUAGACAAGAAAAUGACACUAAUCACUUUGAGAUAGCAGAAGCAAAGUUCCAGAAACCCCACAAUGAGGAAAACACAAUAGGUACGAUUACAAAAUUUGCUCCAUCGGUACAAGAACAACACAGUUCUGCGGUAAUUCCAAUGCCCCACUUUGACCAGAACCGGCUUGAGCAAGCUCUUCGGAUCAAGGGCUCAAUUGAUGGAACCGAAGAGGCUUUGUACAGGUCUCUACUAGAUCAUACUGUUUACGAAAAAGAUGUGAGGCCAUGUAUACAUCACUCUCAACCAACAAAUGUCACAUUUGGAUUUCUUCUCAAUCAGAUUGUGGAAAUGGAUGAACGAAAUCAAGCUCUAACAACCAGAAGCUGGCUGAAUAUCAAUUGGAUGGAUCCUCGAUUAUCGUGGAAUGAAAGCCUUUGGUCUGAAAUUAAAGCAAUAUAUAUUCCACAUGCAAGAAUCUGGAAACCCGAUAUAAUUCUGGUAAACAACGCUAUCCGAGAAUACUAUGCAUCCCUCGUCUCCACCGAUGUAAUGGUCACAAGUGACGGAAACGUGACAUGGCUGUUUUCCGCACUAUUUAGGAGUUCUUGUCCAAUACGGGUUCGAUAUUAUCCAUUCGAUGAUCAACAAUGUGAUCUGAAAUUUGCCUCCUGGUCCCAUGAUAUCACAGAAAUCAAUCUCGGGUUGAACACGGACAAAGGGGAUUUGUCAAGUUAUAUGAACAACAGCGAAUUUGAUCUUGUGGAUAUGACGGCUGUUCGAGAAGUUGUUACAUUUCCAUCGGAUACUAAUAGUGAUUGGCCAAUAAUUGUGAUACGAAUACAUAUGCAUAGACGUCCUUUGUUCUACGUAUUUAAUCAUAUUGUUCCUUGCGUUCUUAUUUCAUCAAUGGCAGUUCUUGGUUUCCUGAUGCCCCCGGAAACCGGCGAGAAAAUUAACAUGAUCAUAACAACUUUGCUCUCCAUGGGUGUGUAUCUGCAGUCAAUCACUGAGUCAAUACCCCCAACAUCCGAAGGUGUUCCAUUAAUUGGAAUGUAUUACGUAUCUUCUCUUCUUAUGGUUUGCCUAGCAACAUGCGUAAAUGUAAUCACUCUUAACAUGCACAGGAAUGGUGCAGCUAAUCAGGGAAGGCACGUGCCUGCGUGGAUGCAGAAGUGGAUUCUGGGGUACUUGGCCACUUUCAUGAGAAUGUCAAUAAGAGAACCCGAUAGUAUAGCAUUGCUAAAAGCGUCACAGAGCAAAAAGUCAACUAUUCGGAGAAGCUCAAUACUUCGAGAUUUGAAAAGGGUGAAAAAUAUGUCAAACGUUAGAGCAAAAUCAAAAGAGCAAAAUGCAAAUCGAGAGUGCGAGUGCAUGGACCCACUUGUGCAUAUCUACGCAGAGUCCAUCAUGAGCUGCCUGGCAGCAGACACAAAACCUAUGAACGGGUCAACUAUUAGAGAAGAUUUUGCAAGUGAAAGCACAUUUCUUGGACGCGUUGUUAGUGAUGGCAUAAUGCCAAGAAUAAGUGCUUCAUCCAACUCUGUGCUGACAGAAUUCGAAACAAGAUUUAGACGGAUAUUAAAAAGGGUUUACCGAAGUCUUCAGCAACAUGAAAUACGAGAAGAAAUUCUUGACGAAAGAUCUCGAAUUCAAUGGCAGUGGCAACAACUUGCAUCUGUCGUUGAUCGACUUUUACUAUGUCUUUUUUGCACUGCAACACUGUUCACAAUCAUCUGCCUCCUAAUUGUACCUGUAGCAUACCGUGAUAACGACUCAAUGUUGUCAUUCCUCAAUUUUUUCUGAUUAUCAAAUACUUGUUUACAUGUUCUUAAUGAAAUUUGCGAAUUAUG
Caenorhabditis elegans is the source of this 2278-nucleotide messenger RNA. It is a transcript of the gene lgc-4, whose product is annotated as Ligand-gated ion channel 4. Gene Ontology annotation, cellular component: membrane; plasma membrane; postsynaptic membrane. Lineage: Eukaryota; Metazoa; Nematoda; Chromadorea; Rhabditida; Rhabditidae. The coding region runs from base 324 to 2231 and encodes 635 amino acids. Gene Ontology annotation, molecular function: monoatomic ion channel activity; transmembrane signaling receptor activity; extracellular ligand-gated monoatomic ion channel activity. The transcript has 12 exons. The record is from RefSeq and is marked reviewed. Gene Ontology annotation, biological process: regulation of postsynaptic membrane potential; chemical synaptic transmission, postsynaptic; monoatomic ion transmembrane transport.